Messenger RNA from Xenopus tropicalis (tropical clawed frog), 939 nucleotides. RefSeq names its product olfactory receptor family 16 subfamily S member 1 (gene or16s1). The record is from RefSeq and is a predicted model, not a curated record. Gene Ontology annotation, molecular function: G protein-coupled receptor activity; olfactory receptor activity. Gene Ontology annotation, cellular component: membrane; plasma membrane. Lineage: Eukaryota; Metazoa; Chordata; Amphibia; Anura; Pipidae. The transcript has a single exon. The coding region runs from base 1 to 939 and encodes 312 amino acids. Gene Ontology annotation, biological process: signal transduction; G protein-coupled receptor signaling pathway; detection of chemical stimulus involved in sensory perception of smell.
AUGGAUAAUGAUAUGAAUGCAACCAGUAACAAUGGAAUCUUUCUCAGAGGAUUCGGAAACCUUCAUGAUUUCAAGAUCCCUUUCUUCUUCUUGUUUUUUGCCAUUUAUAUGUUGACUUUAACCAGCAACCUCUUAAUAAUCAUAUUGGUGUCAACACAUUAUCAUCUUCAAUCCCCCAUGUUCUUCUUUCUUGCCCACCUUUCUUUUUCUGACUUGCUUGUUACUACAAAUAUACUGCCUAACAUGUUAUUAAUCACACUGACUGAUGGUGGCAUGGUGUUUCUAUCAGGGUGCCUCACCCAGUUCUUUUUCUAUGGUCUAUCAGCAACCACGGAGUGCCUUCUGCUCUCAGCCAUGUCCUAUGACCGAUACUUGGCCAUCUGCAAACCUCUGCAUUAUCAUACUGUUAUGGAUUCCAAACUUUGCUCCAGCUUGGUUAUUUCAUCAUGGUCCUUAAGUUUUAUCCUGACAAUCAUUCCAAUAUAUUUUUUGCAAAGAUUGAGGUUUUGUGGGAUCAAUGUGAUUGACCAUUUCUUUUGUGAUCUUGGGCCUCUCUUGGAGCUCUCUUGUUCAGACACAUCAUUUGUGAAACUAGAGGUAUUUGCCAUGUCUACACUUCUGACCAUGGUCCCAUUUGUUUUCAUCUGUGUAACCUAUGUCUAUAUUAUCCUUUCCAUCCUAAGAAUAUCUACUAACACUGGAAGGCAGAAAGCCUUUUCGACCUGCAGUUCCCACCUUGCAGUUGUGUGCGCUUUUUAUGGAGCAUUGUUUGCUAUGUAUGUGGCUCCAUCAAAAGGGGACUCUGCUAUUAACAAGGGUGUUUCCCUGUUGUAUACUGUGGUGACCCCAUUGUUCAACCCCAUCAUAUACAGUCUAAGAAACCAAGAUAUACGAACGACCAUCAGGAAAUAUCUAAGGACACAGAAACCUCAUAUUUAA